ACCAGCAUUUAAUAAAUAAUUAUUAAAAGCUGUAUACAGAACAUUUCUUAUAGUUGAAUAUUAUGCGAGUGUUCGUCUUCUUCUAUUUCCUUUCUUCUCUUGUGUCGUGCGACACACCAGUUACAACUCCAGCUUGACCCUCCCGCCCCAACCGCGACCCCGUAUCUCGAUGGACCCACCCAUGUUGGGGCAGUGCGAACGAGAUCACCCUCCACACGUAUCACGCUCACUUCAAUCUUCUCCUCCUCCUCGAUCACUUUCACCUCAAUCACCUCCACCUCAACCUCCUACAACUCCGUCACCUCAAUUUGUACCACCUGCUCCAUCCCACUAUCCUUCAGAAUACAGAAUCUGUGCUGGUUGCAAUAGCGAAAUUGGCUAUGUAAGAUACUUCAGUUGCAUGGGAGUUGUCUGGCAUCCCGAAUGUUUCUGUUGUCAUGCUUGCGAUCUUCCAAUUUCUGAUUAUGAGUUUAAAAUAUCUGAUAAGCGUCCCUUCCAUAAAUCUUGUUUUAAGGACUUGUACCACCCCAAAUGUGUUGUUUGCAAGAACUUUAUUCCCUUGAAUGCAGUCGGACUCAUUGAGUACAGAGCUCAUCCUUUCUGGAAGCAGAAGUACUGCCCUUCACACGAACAUGAUGGAACACCCCGUUGUUGUAGCUGUGAAAGAAUGGAGUGCAGCCAGUAUAUAUAUCUAAUUCUUGAUGAUGUGAGGAAGCUGUGUCUAGAGUGUCUAGACUCAUCAAUAAUGGAUACACACGAGUGCCAACCGCUUUACCUUGAAAUUCAAGAAUUUUACGAAAGUUUAAUGAUGAAGGUAGAGCAGCAAGUGACGGUACUCUUGGUCGAGAGACAAGCACUAAAUGAAGCCAUAAAAGGAGAGAAAUAUAUACAAAACUGUGGUCAUAACCACCAGGCAACUAUAGGCCUUUGCCUAUCGGAAGAGCAAACUGUUAACACAAUACUGAGGCGACCCAAAAUAGGAGGAUAUCGGAUAACAGACAUGUCUCCUGAGCCUUACACACUCGUUCGGAAAUGUGAAGUAACAGCGAUCCUCAUUCUGUAUGGUCUGCCUAGAUUAUUGACUGGGUCAAUCCUAGCUCAUGAAAUGAUGCAUGCGUGGCUCCGUCUGAAAGGUUACCCAAAUCUUAGUCCAAAAGUCGAAGAAGGAAUCUGCCGAGUGAUGGCUCACAUUUGGUUAGAGUCAGAGAUCAUUCCUUGCUCUGGGAGCAAUGCAGCUUCUGCCUCGAAGAAGGGGAAGAGGUCUGCAUUUGAGCAAAAACUUGGUCAGUUUUUCAUGCAGCGGACACAAUCAGAUAGUUCUGAAGUUUACGGAGAUGGUUUCAGGGAAGGCAACAAGGCGUUGCUCAAAUACGGGCUGAGGAGCACUCUCGAUCACAUUCGCCUGACAGGGAGUUUUCCCUGUUAACUUGAUAGCUCCAUCCGGUAUUGGAAUUCAUGCUCUAUAUUUGUAUAUAUUCAUUUGUCUUGCAUAUAAUUGGAUGCGCAUAAAGCUUUUAAUUUUUCUUUAACUAAUAAUCGCUAUAGAAUACAAUGAAAUGAAAAACAAGCAGCCAAAUGUAAACCGAAAUAUUUGUUCAUGUAUCAUCAAAUGGUUGGUAUGAGAAUCGAUCCACGUUCCCCCUUUAA
Salvia splendens (bonfire salvia) is the source of this 1647-nucleotide messenger RNA. Its product is annotated as protein DA1-related 1. The record is from RefSeq and is a predicted model, not a curated record. NCBI's taxonomy places the organism in Eukaryota, Viridiplantae, Streptophyta, Magnoliopsida, Lamiales, Lamiaceae. Bases 170 to 1426 code for a protein of 418 amino acids. The transcript has 9 exons. Gene Ontology annotation, molecular function: ubiquitin binding.